AUGUCUGAAGCACCAUCUCGGCCUGCGCGAGGCAGGAGCUCUGCCCGCGGCGGCAGGGCAUCAUACGGCUCUCGAGGCCCCAGAAAGACCAACGGCGACAGCGCAUCCUCCAACAUUGACACAUCAGCAGACCAAGGCGAACUUGGAGAGCUUAAGAAGCGCUACCAGUCACAGCUAUCCACACUCAAGGAGCUAUUCCCCGACUGGACCGACGCCGAUCUCGUCCUCGCAAUCGAAGAAUCUGACGGUGACCUGCAGACCACCAUCGAGAAGAUCAGUGAGGGCGCUGUCUCGCAAUUCUCAGAAGUCCCAAAGAAAGCAAAGGACAGGUCCCGCUCCAAGGCCAAGGAGAACGUCGUGCCCGUCGAUGGCGCGUCCAGUCUGCGUGGCCGGCCCGAUGGAGCCCGCCGUGGUGUCGACAGCGGUCGCGGAGGCCGUGGCGGACGGGGCACUGAUCGUGGUCGCGGUGGAAUUCGAGGCGGUCGUGGAGGCGCCGCCAGUGGACCUCGUGCGGCUGCUGGAUCAGUCCCGACUACUGAGUCCGCUGCGUGGGACACACCCACAGUCCCAGAAGAGUCCAAGGAGACCAAAAAGGACGAUGAAACCGUACACGCGCCCGAAGCGACGCCCGAAGCCAUAAAGCCUGUUGUAGAGGCUGGCCUGACAGCCGCGAAGAAGACUUGGGCGAGUAUGUUUGCUGCACCCAAGCCCGUCCCCGCAGUUCCCAAGGCAGCACCGAAGCCUGCUGCUGCUCCAGCCCCCGAAGUGCCCGCACAAGCACCCGACGAGACGCCCGCGCACCAAGUUGCCCAAGAGCCCGCCGUGCAGGCAGAAGAACUGCCUAUACCCCCUGUCGCAGAUGAGGCCGUCGAGACCCCGCCCAUCACGGCCGAAGACACGUCCAAGAUGACGCCAGACAAGAGCGUGGACGAUGCUGCACCUGACGUCACCCUCACACCCUCUGGAGAUCAGCUAACACAGGAGAACGUCGAGCAUCUGCCCGACGAGUCCCAUCCACCCCCAACCGAGACAGCUUUCAGCACUGUCGCAAGCUCGAAGGAUAUUGGAAGUGCAGUAGCGACCCCAUUGAACGGUCCUACACAAGCACCUAUUGGCCGUCCCGCAAUUGGAGGAUUCCAGACGACCGCAUUGAAGGCGACUUCUGGUACCCCACACCGAAGCGCGAGCUAUCAGAGGAGGUUAAUGGAGCAACAGGAGGCAGUCGUCAUGCCCGGCAACCACGCCGUAGACAGGGCUGCAGUUCAGUUUGGCAGCAUGGGAUUGGGCGAAGGCUCGGACCCAGAUGUCGACGAAGACAGGGAAGAGGCAGAGACCAGGACUCAGCCGCCCCAACACUCCCCCAUUACCCAGCCCAAGACCUCUCUCCCUCCCGCUCCUCGCCAAGCAUCUCAAGAUGCCCCCCAACAAGAGUCUGCCCCUACACCAAAGCAGGCCCCUGGACUCCCUCCCGUCCCCCAACACCAACCCAGCCUGCAGCAGUCUCCCUCAAACCCCAUUGGAUCUCAGGCUAUGCAGAACCAAGGAUCUCAGUCCAACCAGCCCUACAACCAGUUUGCUAGGUACGGUCAGCCCGGUAUCCACUCGGAGGCCUCCGCGCCACCGCAGAAGCCAUACGAUCCAUUCGGCCAGCAGAUCCCAGCGUCGAACCACUCGCAGUCGCAGAACUACGAUUACCCUGGCCAAAGCCAGGCCCCGUCUCAGCCUGGUGCUUUCUCCUCCGCCCCAGACAACUACCCCUCCAAUUACCUUACUUCCGAGCAACGCUCGCAAUACCAGAACUACUAUGGAAGCUACGGUCAGCCCAUUGCGCAGAGCCAGCAGGAAGCCGGUUCUGCUCAGCAGCGUACUGGCAGUGCAUUCGGCUCUGGACCUACUGACUCGGCUUAUUCACAGAGUCAGAUCCCACAAUCUCAGAGCCGUUACGGUGACGCUCAGAACAGCGGCCAUAAUACCCCUAACCCGGCUGCUAUGGCAGGCCAGGGACAUGGCGCUCAAGGCCAGCACGCGCAGCACGGCCACAGUGCAGGCUACCCAUACAACCACCCAUACUAUGGCAGCCCCUACUACGCUAACUACAUGAACCAAUUCGGUGGUUACGGCCAAGGAGGAGCAGGCUAUGGUUCGUUCGGAAAGGGCGGCAUGUACGGUCAACCCCAGCACUACGGCAUGUCUCCCCAAGCUUCGUUCGACCAGCACUCGGCUUCACCCGCCAAUGCAGGAGGUUUCGGCGCUUCUUCGCUCCACGAUCGCGGCAGUGGUAUGGGUGCAGGCUUCGGUGACUACGGUCGCUCAGCUUCUGGAGCAUCUCAGAACCCCAGCGCCACUGCCAAUUCUGCUGCUGCUGGAUUCGGUGCCAUUCCCGAUACCUUUACUCGACCAGGAAACUUCCACCAAAGCUCCUAUGGACAGUCGGGUAGCCAGGGCUUGAACGAUGACGCCCUAAAGCCCUCGAGCGACUACAAGAGCGGUGGACCCAGCCCAUCGGCUCUCGGUGCUCAGCCCGGUCGCCCCGGUUCCGCCAACCAAAGCACCCCUGGACAGGGCGGACCCCAACACCCUCAGCAAGGCUACGGAAACUACCCCAACCACCUUGGCAACAGCCAGUAUGGCGGACUCGGUGGUCUAGGCCACCAGAAUUCCGGUAGCCACCAGCAGCAGAGUGGCUAUGGCAACUACGGCGGAUUCGGAGGAUACGGCGGUAGCUACAACCGCGGAGGCUGGGGCGGAAACUACGGCCAGCACUAG
Messenger RNA from Alternaria burnsii, 2766 nucleotides. RefSeq lists its product as uncharacterized. The coding region runs from base 1 to 2766 and encodes 921 amino acids. Gene Ontology annotation, cellular component: cytoplasm; nucleus. The record is from RefSeq and is a predicted model, not a curated record. The transcript is spliced from 3 exons. NCBI's taxonomy places the organism in Eukaryota, Fungi, Ascomycota, Dothideomycetes, Pleosporales, Pleosporaceae. Gene Ontology annotation, molecular function: ubiquitin binding.